Messenger RNA from Leguminivora glycinivorella, 1251 nucleotides. RefSeq lists its product as uncharacterized. The transcript is spliced from 5 exons. The record is from RefSeq and is a predicted model, not a curated record. The coding region runs from base 402 to 1211 and encodes 269 amino acids. NCBI's taxonomy places the organism in Eukaryota, Metazoa, Arthropoda, Insecta, Lepidoptera, Tortricidae.
AUAAAAAAUAAAAAAACAUUUUGAACUUAAUCGGUAAGUACUCGUGGUAGCGGUCAUAUUUACACGUGUUGCAAGACUUGCGGUAUUAUUUGUUAAUUCGAUACUUUGUCGGCGCUUUGUGAAAUACAAGUGGUAAUAUACUUUGAAUAUAAAUUAUGUGCUUCAAUUUAUAAAAACGAUAAUAUUUAUUUAAAUUUAUAAUAUUUAGAUCUAAAGUUGAAUGUCAGAACUUGGUUCUUUAGUCAUAUAUUUAUGUUUCGAUUUAAUAUCAACUCAUCAAAUAUUUCACUAUAAAAUAAUGCGUUUUUAUGCAACAAUUUCUUUACUAUUCUGUAUUGCGACGUGAAGCUGCUCGUUAUUUUUGUUAAGUGAGGAAUCUGCAACUUUCAACUUCAUUUAAAAUGUCUGACUCCGAAUGUUCAGUAUACACGCGCACGCCCUCACCUGAACCGAAGAAGAUUGCUACAAAGAAUAUCAAGAAAAGGAAAUCAUCCUCAGCCGCAAGGUCCGAAGUUGAAACAGAAAAUCGACGGGUACUACAUUCAUCCUCACCAACACCUUGCGCGCAAAAGAAAAAAACAACCAAAAAAGCACGAACGUCAACCAGUGAAAAUAAGAAUGUUGGCUCUAGUUCUUCCAAAAAAUCGCCUGAAACCGAUAUCUUCAAAAUCAUAAGAGAAGAAGAGAAGAUCACCAGCGAGGGCAGUUCGAAAACCGUCAAGACAACAUCAUCGUUUACCAGCCGCGUAUCGACAGGUUCUAGUCGACGCACUACGAUAACAGACGGUUUUCAAAAAAUGGCAGACAGCGAAGACAUCCCAAUUCCAUUUUCGCAAUAUGCACAAGAGUUUGAGCUACCACAAGAAUUUGACGAUAGCGACUUAUAUAAAAAAAUUAAAAAGAACAUCGAAAACCCUAAAGCCAAGAAACGUAAUAAAGUUAACAUUCAUAAUAAAGUAGUGAAAAGGACUCAAGGACACCCACCAUCUUUUGUGAUAAAUAAUCAUGAGAUCAAAGGCAAUAAACUGAUCAAAAUUCAAAUAAUCAACAUAACAGAGGAUGUAAGGGAUCAAAACGAUGAACAGAACGAAAAUGUAUUACUGAGCGCGCAGUAUGUUGCAGGCGAUAAUUUUGAUGAAAUUAUUGACAGCACAGAGGCUUUAAUAAAUAAAAUUUCAAAAAAAAUUUGUGGAUACAGUACUAGUUAUUAAAGUUGUAUUUUAAAUAUUAUAUAAGUAAUAAAUAUUAUAU